CACAAACACAUAUAUCUACAUAUUUAUUUUAUAUAUAAAGAGAUAGAUAAUCUAACUGAGAAAUCCACUUGAAGCUAUUCAACAAUUUUUAUAGCUUUCUUCCUCUCCAAAACCACACCAAAAAAAAAAAAAAAAAAUUUGAUUUUCAGAUCCAAUCAACCAGAGAUGAGAGAUAACAACAAUAACAACACAAGAGAAGAAGAGAGAAGCAGUUCUUCAAAGCAGCAACAACCACAAGCUCCUAUGUCUUUGAAGAUCAUAGAUUCAUGUCUCAGACUAAGUGUGGUUCCUCUCAGUGUUGCAACCAUCUGGUUAACUGUCACUAACCACGAAUCCAACCCGGACUACGGCAAUUUAGAGUACAACUCCAUCAUGGGUCUCAAGUAUAUGGUUGGUGUGAGUGCCAUAUCUGCUAUUUAUGCUCUGCUCUCUACUGUUUCUUCAUGGGUCACAUGUUUAGUCUCCAAAGCUUGGCUCUUCUUUAUUCCUGACCAGGUUUUAGCUUAUGUGAUGACAACAUCAGUAGCAGGAGCAACAGAGAUAGUGUAUCUACUUAACAAAGGAGACAAAAUAGUGACAUGGAGUGAAAUGUGUUCUUCUUAUCCACAUUAUUGUUCAAAACUCACAAUUGCUUUGGGACUUCAUGUCUUUGUUCUUUUCUUUUUCUUAUUUCUCUCUGUCAUUUCUGCUUAUAGAGCUUUUAGUCCCUUUGAUCCUCCUUGUGAUUCUCAAACCAAUAAUGAUGCUUAAAUUAGUCAGUUUUGGAUUCAACUUUAUCAAAAUGUUGCAGCAGUUUAUGGUGUUUUAACUUUCUUCUCAAAAUAUUACAAAAUAUUUUUUUUUAUGCCGCCAACUGUUGUUGUAGGCACCAUACUCCUACAAAGAACAAGCGGGUUAGGCAGCCGUUUAGAAAUACCAAUUUAUUUUAUGUUUUUUAAGGCUACCAAAUUAUUAUUUUACUUUUUAAUGUUAAUAUAUAGGUGUAUCUUAAAAUUUUUGUUUAAUAAAUUUUUUAACACAAAUUUUGCAUGAUUUUAAACUAAUUUUGAAUAAGGGAUAGAAAGAGCGCUACAAAAAAAAUCUUGACUCGGACCAUCAUUUUUGUUGGACCGGCACAUCCUGUAG
Molecule: messenger RNA, 1125 nt
Organism: Arabidopsis thaliana (thale cress)
Lineage: Eukaryota; Viridiplantae; Streptophyta; Magnoliopsida; Brassicales; Brassicaceae
Exons: 3
Coding region: 166-750 (194 amino acids)
Cellular component (GO): plasma membrane
Source: RefSeq, marked reviewed